UGAACGCUCUGGCCGAGGAGUAAGGAUGAUCCGAGCGUCAUGACCUCACGAUGGCAGUCAAGCACCCAAGCUAACUGGCUAAAGUUGUCUAGUUUGCUAUCUACUGCCACACAAAUGAGAGAACACCUCACUCUGGACAUUUUACUCGACCUAGCAGAGCUGGUUAGAGUGUUUUCUUGUUAUCUAGAGGGUUAGUGACUGUAACUGUGUUAUGGCAACAAUGUAAUUCCGUUUUUAGCCGAUGUUUACUUGCACCUGUCAUAACCAAUUUUAGGGCGUUCGUAAAUUCCUCAAUUUACUAUUCGCUCGCAAACCAGAGUGUUCUGAAAUUGGAGCCGAUUACCACUGUGAAUACGAAUGCACCCCAAAUUUGAAGUUCACAAGAAAAUUACGUUAGAUGUCUCGUUUUGCGCAAACUUCUGCCACGUUCAAAACAACUGGGAACUCGGAAAUCUCUGACUUCCGAGGGUUCAAGACAUCCGAGAACCCGUAAAAAACGAGCCUCGACUGGGGAAAAUCGUAUUGAACUGUCAUCCAACUGGGAACUCCAAGUCGGAAACUCGGACAUUUUUCUAGAGCUCCGACUUUCCGAUCUGAAAUGAAGAUCACCGACGUCAUGAGUUGACCUCGGUUAUUUCUGAGUUCCCAGUUGUCUUGAAAGCACCAUUCACACGGGGCAGAGGCCUCUUCGGGGAUAGCGAAUCGGAGUGAGGAUAGCAAACAUAAUCGCUAAAGAUGGCGACGGAGAGAGACACCAAAGAGAAUACUGCAUGUAUUAUCAUCGCUAAAUGUUUUUUUUAGAUAGGUGGACACGCAAAAUACCGAGAGCUUUUAAGUUGAAGUUCCGUGUGCACACAUGAUUUGUUUUUCACUGGAGCGCCCAAGUUCCAUGUCAAGUUAGCAGUGUUGGCUAGCUAGCCUGGUUGGAUUCUCAAUCGGGACGAAUGUCGUUGGAAUGCAGAUAGAUUUUAUGAGCGAUUCAAUUUGCUACAAACUGUCCAUGAAGCUAUUGGACAACAUCGUCUCUUACUUUGGAAUACAGCUAGCCAGCCUUUCAACAGGACCCGCGACACGGCGAGUGUUGAGUCGAAGUGACUGACCGUCAUGUAUUUUUUAACUGGCUGGCCUCGGAGGCUACUUUGUCCACUGAAAAGUGAAGAAGAACCGUUUCAUGUUCAACCCAGCUCCCAGAGGUUUUACUUCGCUGUAUUGUCCGAGACUCAACUAAGCGUCUGGUUUAGUCGGCCCAGUGUUCUGAUAGUGAGCUACAUAGAGUCGGCGAAAGCAUCAUCCCAGUUUGGCUGCUAUCAGCAGGCCGAAUGGAAGCAGGACGAUUCCAUGAUAGCAGUAGCGGCUGCCAAUGGUUACAUCCUCCUGUUUGACGUGGUGGGAGGAGGAGAGGACAAGUAUCUUUAUGAACCCGUCUAUUCCAAAGGGAGUAGUGGUGUUAAGGUCACCCCAGGUUAUAAAGAGGAGCAGUGUGCCCCCGCUCUCAGCCUGGAGAUGAAGAGACCCAUAGAUCUGGAGGCUCCCAUCACCAGCAUGCAGUCUCUUCAGGAGGAUCUGUUGGUGUCUACUGCUGAUGGCUACCUCCACAUCCUCCACUGGGAUGGAGUCAGCAACGGCAGGAAGGCCAUCAGUCUCUGUAGCGUCCCUUUCUCCCUGGACCUACAGUCUGCCAGAGGUGGUCUGUGUCUGGACCUGAAGGGGGUGUACAUCAGAGACAUGACUUACUGUGUGACUCUGGAUGGCUUUGCUGUGGUGCUGGAUGAUGGCAGGCUGGGGUUCAUCACUCCUCUAGCCAACAGGAUCACUGCAGACCAGCUGCAGGGCGUCUGGGCAGCAGAUGUAACAGACGGCACGUGUGUGGCUGUCAACAAUAAGUACAGACUGGUGACCUUUGGCUGUGCCAGUGGCUCAGUGUUGGUGUACAGUAUCGACACCACUACAGGGUCCAUGCAGCUCUCCCACAAGCUGGAGCUCACUCCUAAACACUACCCUGACGUGUGGAACAAGACGGGUGCGGUGAAGCUGAUCCGCUGGUCCCCUGACUACAGUGUUGCCAUGGUGACCUGGGAGUGCGGGGGACUGUCUCUGUGGAGUGUGUUCGGAGCCCACCUCAUCUGUACCCUGGGGGAGGACUUUGCGUAUCGGUCAGACGGCACUAAAAAGAAACCUAUAAAUAUCAGCUCAAUGUGCUGGGGAGCGGAGGGCUACCAGCUGUGGGUCAUCACCAGCAGAGAGGAGACGGAGCUAGUAGAGAACAUGGAGGAGGCUCCUCCCCAGACCCAGCAGGCUGGCAUACUGCAGUUCCACUUCAUCAAGAGCGCCCUCACGGUCAACCCUUGCACGAGUAACCAGGAGCAGGUGUUACUUCACGGGGAGGACCGUCUCUACCUAAGCUGUGGUGACCCCACCCAGCUCCCCUCUAGCAGCUCAGAGAGCCCCCACCCCCAUAACCUCCCCCACGGCGGAGAGGGCAGCCCCCCCCACCACCCAUCGCCCAACUCUACCUCUCAGGGACUCAGCACUUUACUGGGAUACAAGCACUGGCACGUGGUCCAGAUUCACAGUACAUACCUAGAGAGCAACUGGCCUAUACGGUUUGCAGCCAUAGACACAGCAGGCCAGUGUAUAGCUGUAGCAGGGAGACGUGGAUUUGCACAUUACUCCAUGUCCACCAGGAAAUGGAAGCUGUUUGGGAACAUCACUCAGGAGCAGAACAUGACCGUGACAGGGGGGCUGGUCUGGUGGAACGGCUUUGUUGUUGUUGCCUGUUACAAUUUCAUCGACCGGCAAGAAGAGCUGCGUCUGUACCUGCGGUCAUCUAACCUGGAUAACACCUUCUCCUCCGUCACCAAGCUGCACUCUGGCACUCUGCUGCUCAACGUGUUCAGAGACAUGAUCAUCCUCUUCAGAGCAGACUGCUCCAUCUGCCUCUACAGCAUGGAGAGGAGACACGACGGGCCCAAUCCAUCAGCCAGUGUUGAGCUGCUUCAGGAGGUGUCCAUGUCUCGCUACAUUCCUCAUCCUGCCCUGGUGGUGUCGGUCACCCUCACCUCCGUACGCACAGAGACCGGCAUCACGCUCAAAGCCCCACAGCAGGCCUGUAUGGCAGACAGCAUCAUACUGAACCUGGCAGGCCAGCUCAUCAUGCUACAGAGAGACCGUUCUGGACCCCAGAUACAGGAGAAGCUGCCGUUCUGUCCUCCAGUGGUUCUGGCUCAGUAUGUAGAGAAUGUGUGGACGACGUGUCGCAGUAACAGGAAGAAGCGCCACCUACUGGAGGCUCUGUGGCUGUCGUGUGGAGAGGCUGGGAUGAAGGUGUGGCUCCCCUUGUUCCCUCGUGACCAUCGUAAGCCCCACUCCUUCCUGUCCCGUCGCAUCAUGCUCCCCUUCCACAUCAACAUCUACCCCCUGGCUGUGCUGUUUGAGGAUGCUCUGGUUCUGGGAGCUUCCAACGAGACGGUGCUCUAUGACAGCCUGCAGGGUCCCAGAGAGGGCCGGGAGUCCCUAGAGGGGUUGUUCCCCUACUGCACGGUGGAGAGGACUUCCCAGAUCUACCUCCACCACAUCCUGAGGCAACUCCUGGUCCGUAACCUGGGGGAGCAGGCCCUUCUCCUGGCCCAGUCCUGUGCAGAGCUCCCCUACUUCCCCCACGUCAUGGAGCUCAUGGUUCACGUGGUGCUGGAGGAGGAGGCCACCUCCCGGGAGCCCAUCCCUGACCCGCUGCUGCCCACCGUGGCCAAGUUCAUCACCGAGUUCCCCCUGUUCCUCCAGACCAUCGUGCACUGCGCCAGGAAGACAGAGUUUGCCCUGUGGAACUACCUGUUUGCUGCCGUGGGCAACCCCAAGGAUCUGUUUGAGGAAUGUCUGAUGGCUCAGGACCUGGACACCGCUGCAUCCUAUCUCAUUAUACUACAGAACAUGGAGGUUCCAGCGGUGAGCAGGCAACACGCUACGCUACUCUUCAACACGGCUCUGGAGCAGGGCAAGUGGGACCUCUGUCGUCACAUGAUCCGAUUCCUCAAGGCCAUUGGCUCUGGGGAGAUGGAGACCCCACCCCCAACACCAACCAUUCAGGAACCCAGUUCGACAGGAGGUUUUGAGUUAUUCAGGAAUCGCAGCAUCAGUCUGUCUCAGUCAGCUGACAGCAUCGCUGCUGGGAAGUUUAACCUACAGAAGACCUUUAGCAUGCCUUCUGGGCCCUCUGUUAAGGGGUCUGACAGGUGGCCUAAGGACAGUGACUGUGCAGAGAACAUGUACAUAGACAUGAUGUUGAGGCGUCACGCCCGCCACCUCCUUGAGCACGUCAGACUAAAAGAGCUGGGUUGUUUCUCUGCCCAGCUGGGCUUCGAGCUGAUUGGCUGGCUGUGCCACGAGCGCACGCGGGUGGCGCGGGUUGAUGACUUUGUCAUGGCGCUGAAGUGUCUCCACAAGGACUUCCUGUGGCCGUUUCCUGUCAUCCCAGCCGGCUCCAUCAGCUCGCCUUUCAAGAACGGACACCGCAGGACAGUGCUGAGCCAGCAUCUACUGAAGUCCCAGUCAGCAGACAGCCUGUUGAACAGUGACAUGGACACAGCGCCCCCGCAGGCCGCAGCACGCAACAGCAACCACACCUGGCUAGACGGGCUGGGGGCUCUUGGACCUACAGAGCCUACAGAGAUGGACACUGCCUUGUCCCACGGGGGGCCACAGACACAGGAGGCCUUCCUCUCUCCACUAACCAACAAAACGGAGGAGUGCAGUAUCGGCUCUGCCACAGACCUGACAGAGACCAGCAGCAUGGUGGAUGGAGACUGGACCAUGGUGGAUGAGAACUUCUCUACUCUCAGUCUGACCCACUCUGAGCUGGAACACAUCUCCAUGGAGCUGGCUAACAAGGGACCACACAAGUCCCAGGUCCAGCUACGGUACCUCCUGCAUGUGUUCAUGGAGGCUGGCUGUCUGGAGUGGUGUGUUGUGAUUGGUCUGAUCCUGAGAGAGGCCGCAGUCAUCAAGCAGGUGGUCAACUUCCUGGACAGCCCCGAGGUUCCCCCUGAGACAGUCCAGAGUGUCCGCUCCGGCCUGCUAGGGGUCGACGCAUGGGCCUCCACAGACUGCCUGGGCUAUAAGCCCUUCCUGAACAUGAUCCGGCCCCAGCUACAGAAGCUCAUAGAGACUUCUGUAGAGCAGAUCCAGCCUGAAGCCUUCCUGCCAGGGGCUUCCAACUCGAAGCUGGCUGAGCCCCAGCCCGGAGGCCCCAGUGCGGAAGACAGUAGGGGGCCUGCUCUCCUGGGUCUGGCCCUUCCUUUGGAGCCCCCUGGGGGGUUAGGGACAGAGGACGGCAGAGUUCCAGAGGAGCAGGAGGAACAGGCAGUGGACGAGGGGGUGUACGACUGCACUCUGUCCUGACAUGCCCAGUCCUGACCUGAGUCAUGUUCAUUAGGCACCAAACGGAAGAAAUGGACUGAAACAGGGAGGGACUGGACUAUAUUGACUUAAACUUUUUUGCUACGGUAAGCCCUGAUGAAUACAGCCCUUUUCUGACCUCUGACCUUGCUGGGCGGGUGUGACAGGAUGAAGAAGAGAGACACUGGAAGUCUCAGACUAAACUCUGUGUGUCUGGAACCAGUUUGUUGACUGAUGAGGAGUCUGAUAUUUUCCAUUAUGUGUGAGACUGUGUGUGUCAUGGUAUUGUGUGUAUUACUACACUGGGUGUGUAACAUUUGGAAGCCUCAAACGCAAGUGGACAUUCUCGACUUCUCUCCAGUCCGGAUACUCGUCCAUCCCAGUGCUGGAGCAGGGUCAGUCAGUGAGUGAGCUCUUGUGUUUUAAGUGUGUCAGUAUUGUCCAAUUGAUUAUGGACUUGAGUCAUUGCAGACAUCGUUAGUCAGGACACAGCCGAUUCAUAACAAAAAAUAAAUAAAUCUUACCUAAAAUAUAGAUAUGACAGAUGACGUGCUUCUAACCAUCUAUUUAUUUUGCUCUGCGUAAAAAAAUGUUUUUUAAAGAAAUUUGCUCACAGACCAGACUGAGUUUGGGCUUGUCAGGCUUUAUUCUGGGAUUAAAGCAGGCAGUUUGUGUUGCAAGUUAGUAUUUUACCAAAAUAUGCUUUUCAGAUCAGAGAAAUGCUGUCUGGAUUGUGCUCGUCUGGGCUAUAGUGUCUAGAUAAAAAUGUCAGAUCGCCGUGAUGGGCAAAAAGCAUCCAGGUUAUUGUCUGUUAGACCUGUCACAUAUUAAGCUUAAUUGGCUCAUUCCACAUUACAGAAAGUUCCACCUAUAACUGUAUAUUUUUGUCACAGUUUGUACAACGGUCUUUUGUACUUUGUUGUGAAGGAGUUCAGAUAUAACUUUUUGCAAGGAAUCAACUAUGUGUGCUGGACAUUUUAUGAGAUGCACUGAAGUGUGUGUGGGUGUUAUAUUGUAUACCUCCUACUGUACCGUGGAUUUAAAGAUGCCUUGGUCAAUAAUGUGAUAUUAUUCUACCACAUUACUUCAUGAGACGAUGUCAGUCCCCUCACUAAGAUAUUAAAGACUAGUGUGAGAAUUCUGUUGGUCGAGAGAGAAGACAUGUGUGUGAUGACCUGGAUUGGAGGUGAAUGUUGUUGACGAGGGCCUGACCAGGCCUCAACCAAACCAUGACUGACUCCUGAAGGGAGAAUCUAACGUUCUCUGAGGACAAACCAAAUUAUUAUGGAGAUCCUGACCUGCGUCUUUACACACAUGCUUUAGGAUUGGCUCUAGAAUUAAAGCAUUACUGUUGUUGGCUUCCGUCAUGCUGGAGGAUCCAAACUGAGACAAACUAUAUUCAUAAUUCACUUUGUAUUGAUGGCAUAUUAUGUCAUGCCAGAGAUCAUUUUUAUUUGCCCCCUUUUUAAAUAGAUAAGACAUCAACUGAUCCACACUUUGGCGUUAAUUCAAUGUCACAUUUCAGUAUCGUUUUCUAAAGGUAGGAUUGUUAGUGUGUCUCCCGUCAGUGAUCUUGGUGUUUCCUUAGCAAUGGCUGUGGAGUUGAAUAGGUCCUAUACUAUUUAAUGUAUUCUGACAAUGUGUCCAUAAGAAUUUAAGUCUGUAAGGGCUUGGUUGUUAUCACCGUGGUAACAUGGCAGUAACAUACCAAAAUCUCAAUCAUGUAAAACUGAAAACGAUGACUGAGAAUAUCUCCAACACUGACGCUGCUUUCAGAAGCAGCUCCUGUGUGCAUGAUGUGGAACGGUAAAGACUGAUUCCAUGUGAGGAUACUGUACUUAAUCUUUUAUGAUCGUCAGUAUUAUUAUUUAUUGGUUGUGGUGUUAUUGCUAAUGGGAAAAUAUUAGCCUUUAAUUAUUCAUUCAAAUUGUUUUAUUUCGGCUAUAUCGAAGCAACUAAACAAGAACUAUUUGCUUUUGCCUCAACUCGUACUGUAGUCAUUUGAGUCGUUCUUAGGCCCAGCGCCCAGGUCGAUAUCCUGCCACCUGACCAGCAUAGAGCUCUCAGGCCCAGCGCCCAGGUCGAUAUCCUGCCACCUGACCAGCAUAGAGCUCUCUCAGGCCUAGCGCCCAGGUCGAUAUCCUGCCACCUGACCAGCAUAGAGCUCUCAGGCCCAGCGCCCAGGUCGAUAUCCUGCCACCUGACCAGCAUAGAGCUCUCUCAGGCCUAGCGCCCAGGUCGAUAUCCUGCCACCUGACCAGCAUAGAGCUCUCAGGCCCAGCGCCCAGGUCGAUAUCCUGCCACCUGACCAGCAUAGAGCUCUCAGGCCCAGCGCCCAGGUCGAUAUCCUGCCACCUGACCAGCAUAGAGCUCUCAGGCCCAGGUCAAUAUCCCGCCACCUGACCAGCAUAGAGCUCAGGCCCAGGUCAAUAUCCCGCCACCUGACCAGCAUAGAGCUCUCUCACGCCCAGCGCCAAGGUCGAUAUCCUGCCACCUGACCAGCAUAGAGCUCUCAGGCCCAGCGCCCAGGUCAAUAUCCUGCCACCUGACCAGCAUAGAGCUCUCAGGCCCAGGUCAAUAUCCCGCCACCUGACCAGCAUAGAGCUCUCUCACGCCCAGCGCCAAGGUCGAUAUCCUGCCACCUGACCAGCAUAGAGCUGUCAGGCCCAGCGCCCAGGUCAAUAUCCCGCCACCUGACCAGCAUAGAGCUCUCAGGCCCAGCGCCCAGGUCGAUAUCCUGCCACCUGACCAGCAUAGAGCUCUCAGGCCCAGCGCCCAGGUCAAUAUCCCGCCACCUGACCAGCAUAGAGCUCUCUCAGGCCCAGCGCCCAGGUCGAUAUCCUGCCACCUGACCAGCAUAGAGCUCUCUCACGCCCAGCGCCAAGGUCGAUAUCCCGCCACCUGACCAGCAUAGAGCUCUCAGGCCCAGGUCAAUAUCCUGCCACCUGACCAGCAUAGAGCUCUCAGGCCCAGGUCAAUAUCCCGACACCUGACCAGCAUAGAGCUCUCUCACGCCCAGCGCCAAGGUCGAUAUCCCGCCACCUGACCAGCAUAGAGCUCUCUCACGCCCAGCGCCAAGGUCGAUAUCCCGCCACCUGACCAGCAUAGAGCUCUCUCACGCCCAGCGCCAAGGUCGAUAUCCUGCCACCUGACCAGCAUAGAGCUCUCAGGCCCAGCGCCCAGGUCGAUAUCCCGCCACCUGACCAGCAUAGAGCUCUCAACCUUCAAACGGGAAUCAAUGGUGAAACAGCCACAUCAUUUGUGAUUUUACAACAACAGUUACUAUCUUUUCCCCCUCUGACAUCAUUGCACGCGUGACAGAAGAGCUUAAUAUGUACUGCCUUGUUUUCACCAGGCUGCACGACGUUCAGCAGCAACAACGGUGGUGGGGCGGCCAGUGGCGCCGUUUCCCCCCUACUGCAGAUGCCAUCUUUAACAGCCUGCAAAACUCUGGCUCAUAUCCACAACGCAACUGAGUAGGAACGCUGAUCUAGGAACAGGGCCCCAUGUAUUCAUUGAGCUCUAAAUGGAAAUACUGGUCCUAGAUCAGCUGUUUCUCCAGACAAUUGUUAGUGCUCUGUGAACAAUGCAGUUUUCUUUACUGUGUGUAUUUCUUCUAUAUUAGCUAGGUUCAGUACAUCACUGUUAAACUGUGCAAUUCUGAAACGUUGCUUUGUUUCAGCUGUUUUUUUCUCUUUAGAUUUACAUUCAGCUCCACGUUUUACUGUCACUCAUACCAACCAAAACGUUUGUACUUUAAACAGUAUUUUGCUGCAGCUCACUGUGCUUGUAGUUUUGUAUUUUUAAACAUUUUGCUGCAGCUCACUGCUUGUAGUUUGUAUUUGCCUGUAUUCUUAUUCUAUUGUUCUGCAGCAUUGUUUUUACGAGAACCUCUUUGGCCGUGACUGUACACUAGCCUGAGUCCCAGACCGGUUCCAUUUCUGUCAUUGUCAUGUUUGCUAUGGAGUUGGCAAGACGGCACAAACAGAACAGGGACGCAAGUUAACUACACAGCAUCAAUGUGCUUCUAUACCAUCUGUCCUCUGCUGCCAGUACAGUAUAUGCAGUAGCUUACUAUCUGCUCUCAAACCCCAGCUGUGAAGUUUACCUAACGUAAUAAGGUUGUUGGCUAACCAAAGACAUGUUCUGAGGCCUUGGGUCAACGUGACUUGAGUGCUUGUAUAUGCAGAGGUAUAAUGAACCCCUCUGAUGAAAGAACCAUUGCUGCUCAAACAAAUUUUUCAGUUAGUACUUAAUAAGACAGUUUAUCGAUAUUAUGAUUAUACACGUUUCAUGUUUCCAUCUGAGGACUAGAAGUCUAUUGUUUCGUGUCUGUGCUUUUCCCCAACAGCAGAGACAAUGUCAGACAUGAUGACAGUGGUACUCUUUUCAUACAAAAUCUGUAUGAAGGACAUAUCUGACGCAGUAACAUUCCCUGGGUCAGUAUAGAUACUGUUUCUUGUACAAUUUGCCUUUUCUACUCAUUUUGGUUUUCUAUUUUUUCCUGUACAUAAACAAUAAAUUAUAUUUUAAAACCAAGGA
Salvelinus namaycush (lake trout) is the source of this 9933-nucleotide messenger RNA. RefSeq names its product guanine nucleotide exchange factor subunit RIC1-like. Gene Ontology annotation, molecular function: protein binding. The record is from RefSeq and is a predicted model, not a curated record. Gene Ontology annotation, biological process: intracellular protein transport; retrograde transport, endosome to Golgi. Gene Ontology annotation, cellular component: Golgi membrane; Ric1-Rgp1 guanyl-nucleotide exchange factor complex; cytosol. NCBI's taxonomy places the organism in Eukaryota, Metazoa, Chordata, Actinopteri, Salmoniformes, Salmonidae. The transcript is spliced from 27 exons. Bases 1105 to 5394 code for a protein of 1429 amino acids.